GCAAGCUUGUCUUUUGACCUGAGGAGAUAAUUAUUUCAGUAAUCACUGUUAGUUUUCAUUUUUCAAUGACGGGUUGUAAGUGUAAAGUGGCGAGUGGUGACCAUCUGUGCUGGAACUUAGUUACUUGUUGAGCCCACUGCACUGGUACUUGAAUGGUGUGUGUGUGCGCGUUUCGCCAACCCGCGCAGCGCUGGUCUGACGAGGUGGCCACUGGGGAAUCUUGUGUGAAUGAAAAUUGUAAAUAAUUAGCUGAAUCCAUGGCAUUCCAGCCAUCAGAUGCCACAAUGUUUGAGAAUCUGGAACAGGAUUACGAGGAGGAAUCCGAUGGAGCGGAUGAGGAGUUGGAUCGACGGGAGACAGUGUCCAAUAUAGUCUCGACGAGCUACGAAACAGUGGAUGAUGGCGUUGACAGCGCCCCACGCGACCGGGCGAAUACCCGGUCGGAUCGCUGGGCGGCCACGGCGGCGCACGUACGCAAGCGCAUCGAGAGCACGAAGCGGCACACCAAGGCAAUACGCAAGAAGUACAACGACAUUGUCACCAAGCGUGAGAAGGACCCUCGCCGGCCGGGCCAAGGUGGUCAGCAACUGGCAAUGUAUGGCGCACCAUUGCAGGUUGCCGUCAAUCGCAGUGUGCUGAAUCAAGGCGUGCAGCUGCCCACGGUUGUGCGCCACUGCAUCGACCAUCUGGAGGAGUUUGGUCUGGAUCACCAGGGCAUCUAUCGGCUCUCUGGGCAGAAGUCGAAGGUCGAAGCCAUCAAGGCAGCAUAUGAUAAUGGUGAUGAGAUUGACCUGAUGGACUACACUCCGGAUGAGGUGGCCGGCGCUCUGAAGCUGUACCUGCGCGAGCUGCCGUCCAGCGUCCUGGAGCCCAUCACGGACGAGGUGGAUCAGCUGAUUACCAAUACGGAUCUAGAUGUUCCAACGCGCUGCCAGCAGGUGCACGAGAUGUUGGAGGCGCAACUGCCACCCUGCAACUAUGCGCUGGUGUCAUGGCUGUGCAUUCACUUGUCACACGUCAUUGCAAAGGCCGAUAUCAACAAGAUGAAGCUGGCCAACGUAGUUAUUGUCUUCGCGCCAACAGUGGGCAUGAGUCAGCCCACGCUCAACUUCUUCUUCACGUACCCCAACGAAGUCUUCCAGGGCGUUGAGCUGCGACACUACGUUGUGCCUUCACUGGAUGACACACAGCUGUUCUCACAGAAGGACCUCGACGCCAUGGAUCCGUCAGAACUGACCUGGCAGCUUAUCAAGACGGAAGACUUGCUGACACAGCUGCACAAGGACCUGCACACGCUGACUGAGAGCGAGAAAGAGUCAAAGUCCGAUAUGAUCUGGAACUAUCAGCGCCAGGUUACCAACAUCAAGAGACUGUUGCGCACCAAGGCCAAGACCAUGAUGAAGCACGUGUCUACAGUUGGAAUGGAAGACCACUACUCUUCAGCCACUACGGAAGAACACCCGGCAGAAGAUUGGCAGUCGUUGCAGACAAUAGUAUUGGAAACGCUGACAUUAGAAAUUGAGAAAUUGGAAACGAUGGAAACGUCACUUCGGGAGAAAAUCACACAGGAGAAAGAGUGGACGGACAUGGUCAAGAGUCAGAUAGCUGAGCUCCAUCGACCACCGUCCGCUGAGAAGCCGACAACGGAUGAAGAUAUCUCUACGUAUACCCAGUUGUCAUCAGAAGUAGAGCAGUGGGAGACUGCCAACGAACAGCUGAUCAGUGACCUGGCCAGUGAGCUAGAGCAAACUGCUCGCCUGGAGGCACGUAUCUCCGUGCUGCGUAAGCAUGAUGCCGAUAGUCUCAAUGUGCCUGUGCCUACCUGAUGAACCAUCCGAGUUUUGUUUUUCGUUUUUGUGUAAAAAAAUAUUGUACAAAUCAGCAGAUUUAGCACCUAUCCAAGCCCAUUUUUUAAAUUUGAAAUUUAUUAUCAGAAGAUCUUAUUCCACUUUCACAUAGUGCCGACUGUUGAUGCAUGUCAACUUUGUCAAGCACAUCAUUUAAUACACGUGCACGACGGUGCGCUCACAAUUUGUAGCGCCUCUUUAGAGUCACAGUUUUCGAGUGACUUGUUAAUUUUCUAUGGCUUCAAUUCCCUCAAACUUAUGCGUAUGGCUACAGUGUUCGUGUUUGCCACCAUAAUUUUUAUGUUUACGUUUUGAUGCUGUUUGCUACGCUAGUGCAAUGGAUGCUACCACUCCUGCUCCGGUUAUUAUUAUUUUUAGGAUAUUUUAGUGUCACACUUCUAUGACUUUGUACAGUGACGCACGCAUGAUGUGUCUUGACUAGGCUCUGAGUUUAUUGAACUUUAUUUUGUACCCCCCCCCCCCCCCAUCCCUUGUUUUGUUUCAUCCGACGAUCUCUAGCUGCUGGUCAGUCACCUGUCUCGUACAUUGUCGUUCUUUUUCUUGCCUGCCCCCCCCCCCCCCCCCUUCCCGGAUUCUGGGAUGACAGUAUUACAUGCACUUCACCUCGCGUACGGUCAGUUUUAUUUUCUCAACGACGAGUUCUUGCUUGUGCAGCAUGGUCACAUAUUUAUGCAAGCACCUCGGCCUCAACCAGCCUUGUUUGUUUAUUUAUACAAGCAUAUUUUUAACGCUUAGGCGUUGCAUGGCCUACUGUGAAAUGUGAUAACUUUGCGUUGCUGAAGGAACACGCACUCUAGCCGAUGGGGGUCUAUACAGCUCCCGGUUAGCAUCUGCUUUCGCCUGUCAAAUAGGCAUACGUAUGUUCGUUAUUGCCUGUUGUAUACAAUGUUCCUCUGGCUGGGUACCAAUGCGUACUGUGGUCUUGUUGCA
This is a messenger RNA of Sycon ciliatum, 2798 nucleotides long. Its product is annotated as ralA-binding protein 1-like. The record is from RefSeq and is a predicted model, not a curated record. Gene Ontology annotation, biological process: small GTPase-mediated signal transduction. The transcript is spliced from 14 exons. Gene Ontology annotation, molecular function: small GTPase binding; GTPase activator activity. Bases 258 to 1826 code for a protein of 522 amino acids. Lineage: Eukaryota; Metazoa; Porifera; Calcarea; Leucosolenida; Sycettidae.